AUGAGAACGGAGGAGUCAGAAAACGAUCGGUUGGCACCUGUUUUUGUCCACGAUGAACCAAAGUAUUUUGAGAAAGAAGCGCAUCUCUAUCCGCCGGAAUACGAGGGGCAUUUCGAGAGCUUGGUGAUGACAGCAGAAACGAUUCGUAGUCGAGUCCGCGAUCUGGCGGCUAUCAUAAAAGAGGAUUAUGCAGGAAUGCGCCCGGUACUGUUGUGUACGCUGAAAGGAGCAUGUCCAUUUUACACACAUCUUACUGAUGCCUUACAAGACCUGUGCCAAGGAUAUGACAUGGAAUUUGUCCGAGCUUCAAGCUACGAAGGAACGUCGUCGUCCGGCAACGUCAUCGUUUCGGGCGUGAAACCCGAGUCGCUGCAACACCGGCACGUUCUCAUUAUCGAGGAUAUUUUAGAUACUGGGACCACGUUAGCCCAUCUUGUGCCACAUUUGGAGGACGUAGGAAAGCCUGCAAGCUUGGAAGUGUGUACUCUCCUUGACAAACGUCUGGAGGAACCGAAGAAGUACGUAGCAAAGUAUGUCGGAUUUUCAAUUCCAAAUCAUUUUAUCAUUGGCUACGGCCUGGAUUAUAAUGAAUUGUAUCGUGACUUGAAAGAUAUUUUCAUCAUUUCAAAAGAAGGCAUCAGCUUCGACAGGAGUAACCUUCAUUCUUGA
Messenger RNA from Phaeodactylum tricornutum CCAP 1055/1, 669 nucleotides. RefSeq lists its product with no specific name. Gene Ontology annotation, biological process: guanine salvage; IMP salvage; purine ribonucleoside salvage. NCBI's taxonomy places the organism in Eukaryota, Bacillariophyta, Bacillariophyceae, Surirellales, Neidiaceae. The record is from RefSeq and is a predicted model, not a curated record. The coding region runs from base 1 to 669 and encodes 222 amino acids. Gene Ontology annotation, molecular function: magnesium ion binding; hypoxanthine phosphoribosyltransferase activity. The transcript has 2 exons.